Molecule: messenger RNA, 7437 nt
Organism: Ylistrum balloti
Lineage: Eukaryota; Metazoa; Mollusca; Bivalvia; Pectinida; Pectinidae
Product: rab3 GTPase-activating protein non-catalytic subunit-like
Exons: 33
Biological process (GO): regulation of GTPase activity
Source: RefSeq, a predicted model, not a curated record
GGAACACAGAAGAAGAAGACAGUGAGUUAGCUUCCACUCCAAUGGAAGAGGAGGCAACAUCUGAGUCAACAACAGACACCAAACACAGUUGGCUUCAGGACUGCAUCAUCUCUCUAUCACCUGCCAAUGACAUUAUUGCAAUUGCCAAUGAACAGAAGAUUGUACUGCUCUCCCAGAAAUAUGACCCCCAAAAUAAGGAAGCCGACAUUGAUACCAAGUUGACAAAAGUAUUUGAAGGCACCAUCAAUCAGGAGGAAGGAGAAACCAUCACAGCCAUUUUGUGUUUACCGUUGGCCUCUCAGAAAAGAAGUACACAAGGAGGUCCAGACUGGACAUGUGUUAUCGUGGGUUUCUCUUCUGGACACCUGAGGAUGUACACAGAGUCUGGGACACUCCUUUUAUCACAAUUACUUCACACAGAACCUGUCCAGAAACUCAAGUGUCACACCUAUGAGCCGCCACGCUAUCUUGGCCUAGCAGAACAGCAUGAAGAGCUUGUGAUCCUAUUCAAGAAAGCACUGGUCACCAUUGAUGGUUUUAGCUUGUUCCAAUCUCUACGAGCCUGUAGGAACCAAGUGGCUAGAGCUACUGCCAGUGGGACGGACUCAUCCCUCCAGCCUCCUCCAUUGGCUUACAAGAAGUGGGGACUCCAGGGACAGGAGCGCAUCCUAGACUGUUGUAGUUGUGGGGUGGGAACUCCAAACCCAUUUGACCAGAUGAAGGCUGCAGCAGUGCUGGGUGGCCCCUCUGCUACUAUCCGCCCCACACCACCAGCUCAUUCCAUGUACCUGACGUCUGGUAUUGAUCAUUAUGUUGGAUUCUUCUAUGCUGUGGAGGGGAGUGCACAGCCUAUAUUGUCAGAAGUAGCGUUUGCUGUUGCCCACAAACUCAAGUCUGCUAUCAUGUCUGCUGCAAGUGGCUGGCUAGGAUUUGGCAGCAAACAAAGAGAAGAAGACAAACAGAAACCAAAGAUAGAGCCUGAGACCCCAUUGUCACUCAGGUAUGGACUCCCUGACAAGAGGCGACAGGGAGACAAUAUAUUUCUAUCACCCAAUAACAACUAUGCUGCCACUACAGACAGCUUUGGGCGUGUAACCCUGAUAGAUGUGGAGAAUGGCAUUGCAGUAAGGAUGUGGAAAGGUUACAGAGAUGCUCAGCUGGGCUGGAUUCAGGUGAGAGAGGACAGUCCCCACGGCAAUUCAGACCAGGAGCUCUCAAGAGUGGCCCAGUUUCUCAUCAUCUAUGCCCCACGGAGAGGGAUAUUAGAGGUGUGGACUGCAGCCAACGGACCUCGAGUGGCAGCUUUCAAUGUCAACAAAUGGUGUCGUCUUGUAUGUCCCAGCUAUGGCAUUAUGGGACUGAAUAAUGUCACCUGUCGUGGUGUCAAAACAAAAGUGUUUCAGUGUGCUCUCAUAGAGCCCACAGGAGUCAUCAAAACUUUGGAUAUACCCUUCCAUCUGGCUCUCAGUGACAAGAAUAGUAAGAGAGCUCGGGAUCUUCAUCUGCUGAAGAAACUGAAGAUGGUAAUGAAGGAUACAUCAGAGGAGACAGAAUCUCUGGAGAAUGUUGUGAAGAACUUGCUUAAAGACAUGAGGAUUGCUAGCAUUAAACAACAGGGAAUGGACCGAGUGCUGGGAGCUAAGUAUUUAUCAGCAGCUUGUAUGAGGAGGAUCAUGAAGAUGUGUUUGGAGCAGGUUACUAAUGAGGACACCUGGGACAUUGAUACCAAGCUGUUUGUGCGUUACUGUCAUCUCCAUGACAACCUACUGAAAAUUUAUGAAGAGGUGAACACCAUCAACCAGACGGCUGAUAAAAAAAGUGCAGCAACAGACUUGUCAGAGGAGCUAAUGCAGACGUUUCACCUGAGUGAGUCGGAAGCUGCCCACAUCAUCACUCAGAUGGAACAAUGUCAGGUACAGGUUGGUUGUGAGAAAGUGAGUCGCCGUGUUCAGUUUGAUGUGGAGAGUAAAUUCAGUGCAGCUUCCUUCAUCAGCUGUUUCCACUGUCAUCUUCACUGCACUGAUGACCGAGAGUCCAGUCAACAUGGGUCGGUCACCAUAGCAACCAGAAUUAAUGACGAGAAAAGAUCAAAUUUAGCCAAUUUCUUUUAUCAAAGUAUAUUGUGUGAGACAACCUGUCCUAGUAAACUCAGCACAGUACUACAAGAUAGCAAAUUAUCACCACUACUGCUAAUGAAACUGUUAGUGAUGUUCUGGCUGUCUGAUGACAAUAGGAAGCUGAACAUGGUAUUUAAUCUGUAUCACAUAGUAAAGAGUUUAACCUCUCUAACAGGGAAGAGCUCUCUGAUAGCAGAGCCUGGAGAAGUAUGUUCCUGGUGGCUCAAUAUUAGAGAAGCUUGUCACCAUAGCAACGCUGUACAGGCAGCUUACAUCCUGGCACUUGUUUGUAGGGCUGUGGUAAAUGAAGUCAUAGACAGUCAACUGCAGUCAAAGGACCAUGAUGCUGACACAGAGAGUGGAGACCUGACAUCUGUCCAGCCAGCAGGCGAGUCAUGCCCAGACACACAUCCUGUAGAAGAUUGUCAACAGUGGAACACGAGUGUGAAAAAACUGGAAGAUGUCUUGUGUCUCAGUUGUCUGCUUCAUAUCGCUCCGUCAGAGGUUAAAGGUCAAACCGUACCAGAACCACUCACAGUAUCUGUUACAAAGCUAAUGGAGGGAGGUAGAGGUGCUGUAUCAGAGUUGGUGGGUUGCUAUGUCACACAGUCUGGCUUACAUCCUAGUGAUCUCUUCCUUCCCUGUCACAUGUCGGAGAGUUCAGAAGUCCACGGAGAGGCCAUGGAAGCCACAGAGACUACCUUCCAGUCAUUUUUAGAGAGAGUUCAAGGUAAGAUGGAGGUACUGAAACAGCGACUACCUCAUAGUAUGGAAUCUGAUGUGCUUCUGGCCAAUUGCUGCUGGGAGAACGCUGUCCAAUGGAACAAAGAUACAGAGGUUGGGAUACUGACAAUGGUUUUAUGUAGAGAUAUGAUACUGUUGAUAUAAAAUGCCAUCCUCACACAAGGUGUGGGCAGUCUACUGUGGCAUAUGUUCAUUGCAAAGACUUUUUCUGCUGCAGCUCAUCUGAUGGAAAAGGUUGGGAAGGUACCUAAAGACAGACUUUGUAGAAAGGAGGUGGGACUGAGUGAGGGAAGCAUGGCUGGCUUUGUGGGCUGUGUUUGUGACCUUUUAGAUAUUAUCAUGGAGGCCAACUGUGAAGCCAAUGAGGUUCCAGUAUUCAACAUUGAACAUCUGUGGCAGGAUGUCAGGGGUCCUGCCUCACUUGUAGAACUUGCCAUUGACCAAAAGUCUACAAACUACGGUCUGUUACGGCUACACUACCAGCUGGCCGUUAUGAUGCAUGCCAUCUUGGUGUUUGGAAUGAAGUCAGUCAAAGUCUUGUCCUUGUUUGAUUCAAAGGGAAAGAACUCCCUAUUUCUGGAUCUGCACCAACAUCCUCUACUUCCAUCACAAAACAUAGAUGCCUUUAUAUCCAACAGCCGCAAAAAUUUCUUUGCGCGUGUCAUCUCUAAUGCGAUUCUGUCACUUGAUGUUGCCAAGCACACCCAGUCUUCAUCAUCAUCUCCAGUUUCUCCUACAAGUCCAAACAAGAAGUUUGUUGAUGCUGCAACUAAAUGGCCAGCACUUGUACUUGAACUUGCCAAGGACUUUGGCCUAGAUUUGGAUUUCUUCAAACGACACCAUGUGUGUGAACUGUACUCGGGAGGUCACGACAGAAUGGCUGAGGAGGUACUUCUGACUGUGAAUGACCAUGAGUUGAUUGGCUCACAACUGCUAUUAAUUGCUGGACACAGGACGGCACAUUUCCUCCUAGACUCACAUAAAUCUAAAGGUGUGGAAUUACUGACCACGGUGUCCCCAGCUCUGUCCACCUGGCUCAAGUCUCUAGACAAAGGACAUUUGCGUGAGCCUAAAGUGUCAGCAGGAGACAUCGCCAUGCUAGUCCAGCAUGUAGCCAACAACCUUCCUGAGGGAUACCCUGAGUAUGACCUAGCCAUCUCACUAGUGGACUUAGUGCAAUCCAUGUCUUCCAUAUCAUAACACUGGUUUCAUCCUUAACUUUGCCCCCUCUGACCUCAUCCCCUUUGCCCUCUGAAUCUAUCCCCAAUGAUCCCUCUGACCUCAUCCCUCUGCCCUCGAUGAUCCUUCUGAUCUCAACCCUCUUACUUUGCCAUCUCUAACCUCACCACCUCCCCACCUUACCUCCAACCUCAACCUCUCUGGCCUCUGCCCUCAAAGGUCCUUUUGAUAUCUUUUCUCUGACUUUGAUACCUUUGAUCAUACCUCUCUUCUGCCCUUCCCCCUCCGUCCCCCCCAUCCCCCCCCCGCCCCACUCUCCCCCAUUUAGUACAGUUUCAAUAUCUCACAUGUUGGUCUAUUGACCACAGUUAACUCAUAUCUAUUUUACAUGUUUAGUACCAUUACAUGUUGUGUUUAUGUUUCAAAGACUUUAUAUUUGGAUGCAAAAAUGCUCAUUCUUAAAGUUGAUAGUUAUAAUCUACAGAAAUGGAGAAGAUUGCUGUAAUUCUAUUCUGUAACAUCCAUACAUUUGUUUGUUUAACUUGAGGUAUUAGAGAUUGUAUGGUAUAAAAUGAAUUAAAAUAAAAUAAUUGCUGCUGUGUGUUCUGGUAAUAUUACUGAUGAUAAUAAAUGUCCUUUAUUAGGACAUCUGACCUCUAGGAUCAGGAUGACCUUUAGCCAUCAUGUUUCAUGUGCCGUGCAUGAACUUUUUACAUUUUAAACUUCUCAACUUCCACCCUUAGAAUUUUGCUGUAACAAACCUGAGAUGAUCCUGACUAAAUGAUGUAAUUAUUUGGUAUUGUCUGAAAUCCAAUAUACCUGCCAACUUGAAAAGCAUUUAAAACUUCUUCCUCAGAUACACUGAUGCCAUAGGUCUGAAAUUUUGUGGUAGUGUUAAAAUGAAGUAUGUGUUUUGCUGUUACCACUAAAAUCUUCUGAACUGCUUUACUCAUUAAAUGAUUGUUCUUACUACUGCUGUCUCUAGUGUAUCAAAUAGAAGUCUUUAUCAUCGGGAUGAGCGUUAAGGCCCAUGAGCCUCCUUUUUAACUGAUAGUGGUUACCUAGUUUAUUGUACACUCAGCACAAAUAUUACAUUAAUGAGUUCAAUAAGUAUUGAUUUCAAGAAAUAAACAUAUUAUGGUGUAGGUCUAUUUUUACAAAAUUAACGCCCUACUUUAUAUUUAAUAAAUAGUACACUCUUAAAAAAUAUAGCAAAAAAAAAAAACCAAAGGUAAUCCAGUGAUUGUAUUUAUCUGUAAAAAUAUCACUUCAUUUUAUAUUUAGCAUUAUGGAAUUUAGCAGUAGUUGACAAUGACCCCUUCUAUGUAUAAGGAAACCAGGGGGACCAACAUUAUAAUUAGCAGUCAAGUACACUGUAUCAGUUUUAAUGUUACAUUUCAUGAAUUAAUAAGCAGUUGAUAAAGUGAAACAGGACCAAUAGGUAUGAGUUAUUACUGAGGAUUUUUAAUCUGUAUAAUGUCGUCCUCGAUACCCCCGGGGGUUAGGAUCACUUUCGCUGUCUGCACCUCUAGAACAUUUCCUGGCAAAAUUGAAGGCACAAAUGAAGUAGUUUGAUGGUCGUUUUUUUUUCUCCUGGAACCAAUCACAGGCUGAUACAUUCCAUUUGAAGAUUACAAAGGAGUGACACCCAAUUUCAAAGCCAUUGCAAUAUAUCAGGAUCAAACUAGUCUUGUCCACAAGGUGUUGCACAUGGAAGCUCCAAUAUUGCCAUGACAUAUUGUAGGGGUCUAGAGAGUGAUUUAAGCCCCUGAAGUAUUGAGGAUGAAGAUCUGUUGAUGUGAUGCUGGUUAUAAGUAUUAAAUAUUCUAUGCAUUAUAUCUGUUGUGGAGACAUCAGUUAUGCAUACAUUGUAUGCCUAUGAAAAUAGUUGAAUGAUACCAAAGAUUAAAAGGCUACUGAACUUUGUGCAAGUCUUUUUAGUUAUUAAAUCUCUCGUCAGUUGUAAGAUAGUUUGAGGCUACACAACUCAGAUGAGAGAAUACAGUUGCUGUAUCUUUUGUGCAUGGACAAGGGGAGAUAACUUGUAACGUCUGUUAAGUCAGCCCUCCAUACAAGUUAGUCUGUUCUACUGAAAUUGGUGCAUUUGUCAUACUUUCGACAAAUCCUCUUUAUCUAUAGCUGCACAAAACAUUUCCGUUCUUUCAGCUUCUGGCUCAUGUGAGCAACUUGAAACACUAUUCAAUCCUCCUCCUGCAGGAGAACUGCAGAAAGUAGGGUGUGUUUGAAGUAAAGCAGUCUGUUAGUUUAAAAAUAGUCCUUAAAACAGUACAGAGGGAUUUGGUAUCCAGUUAGAUGUUAGAAACCAAUGUUUGUGAAAUAUGUAAGACUUGAGAAUUUUGGACCUGUUUUUAUUACAUCAAGACAUCCUUUGUUGAUGUUUGGUAGAUAAUAUUUGAAAACCAUAAGCUUGUAAUGAUUAAUUAAAUUUUUAUGAUACUUUGAAUUUAGAGAAAGUAAAGGUUCUCAAAAUAACAUAAUUGUUAUUUUAUUGUACAUGGCACAGAGAAAGCCCCCUGCUUUAAUUCUGUGAUAGAUUUCCUUGUCCCAGCUAAUCUGUCCUUUACCUUCACAGGACAGUCAGUGCAAAGUGAUGUCAUAAUUAGAACGUCCAAGUUGAAAAAUGCAGAUGAUUAAUCUGACACAUUGAGGAAAUUGGAAAUGAAAAAGUAAAAAUUGAUUUAUGUUUACGUAAUUUGGUUUCAGAUAUGUAUGUUUAGCCUCUUUUCUGCUUGAGGUUUGCCUCAGAUGAGCUUUUGUUAUAAAAUGUCAGUUGUAGACAGCUAAAUCAACCUCAAACACGUACUGGUGACAGGAUUUUUAAAUUACUUGGUAUAACCUAUCUUACUGCAGUUUUAAUGUUUCCCUUGCUUUCAAGUAAUGGAAACUUACUUUUGUAGUUACAAAUCAAUAGCUAAUUAAUAACAGGGAUUAGUCCUAAACAUGGAUAAGUCCUAAACAUGGUCAGUCCUGAACAUGGAUUAGUCCUAAACAUGGAUCAGUCCUGAACAUGGAUCAGUCCUAAACAUGGAUCAGUCCUGAACAUGGAUCUAUCCUAAACAUGGAUCAGUCCUAAUCAUGGAUCAGUCCUGAACAUGAAUUAGUCCAAAACAUGGAUUAGUCCUGAACAUGGAUUACUCCUGAACAGGGAUCAGUCGUAAACAUGGAUCAAUCCUAAACAUGGACUAGUCCUGAACAUGGAUCAGUCCUAAACAUGGAUCAAUCCUAAACGUUGAUCCGUCCUAUCUUAAUGCAAUUUUAAUGUUUCCUUUGCCUUCAAGUAACAGAAAUUUACUUUUGUAGUUACAAAUCAAUAGGAGAAUUUUGUAAACAUAACGUUUCUAUAACAAAUGUUACAUUGUAUACAUAACAUUUCUAU